CUUUAAUCAAUUUCUGUUUUUUUUUUUUUUAAAUUCUACUAUGUAUCAAUCUUUUAUCGAAUGAUGCAAUCUGUUCGUUGUUUGUUUUUUUAGAAUUCAUGUUCAAUUUGAUGUGUUGUUAAAUUAUAAAUAUUUGUUUAUGUUUAGCUAUUUUUUUGGUUGGAUUUCGCGGGGGUUCGUGUCAGGAUCUAUAGUGAUUGAGCUCUGAGUAAUGUUGUCGCUAACUUUCUGUCUCAAGCACGCGGUGAAGCCCAACACUCUUUGAUCAUACCUCGUCGAAUUCAUCUCUACCUUCCUCUUCGUCUUUGCUGCAGUAGGCUCUGCUAUGUCUUCUAGGAAGAUGAUGCCGGAUGCUACAACAGAUCUGUCUACACUUGUAGUGGUUACGGUAGCGAAUGCAUUUGCAUUGUCGGUAGCGGUUUAUACAGUGACUAAUAUCUCCGGCCACCAUGUGAACCCGUCGGUCACGGUCGAGAUGGCGAUUAGGGGUCAUAUUACUGUUCCUAUGGCUAUUUUUCACGGGAUUUCACAGUUAGUUGGGUCUGCAAUGCCUUGUCUUUUCUUAAAAGUUACCACCGUCUCACAACAUGUACCUGUCCAUGGAAUCCCACAAGAAAUGACUGGGUUUGGAGCAUCCAUUUUGGAAGGGGUGAUGACAUUUGGUUUGGUCUACACAGUUUAUGCAGCCAGGGACCCGAGACGUAGUCCACUGGGAGCAAUUGGACCCUUAGCAAUUGGGUUCAUUGUAGGAGCCAAUGUAUUGGCAUUCGGGCCAUUUACGGGCGAGUCAAUGAACUCGGCUUACGCGUUCAGGUCAGCUCUUUUUGGAGGCAGUUUCCAGAACCAUGUAGUCUAUUGGGUCGGACCUUUAAUCGGGGUCUGCUCUUGUUGGUAUCCUAUAUGAUAAUGUGGUCUUCCCGGUUCAAGUACCUGGCAUUGCAGAUGGAGUUGGGGUUUAAUUAAAUGCAGGAAAAUGUUGAUUUUGUUUUAUUUUAUUUUGGGAAAGAUAAAUUAGAAUAUUCUAUACAACGAAAUUAUGAUCAUUUAUUGAAAAAGAUUUGUAUAAUGAAAUUAUGAUCAUCUAUAUAAGGAAAAGAGAUAAUCUGUAUAAUGAAACAUAUUUAUUGACUCUGUAUU
Messenger RNA from Camellia sinensis, 1137 nucleotides. The record is from RefSeq and is a predicted model, not a curated record. Lineage: Eukaryota; Viridiplantae; Streptophyta; Magnoliopsida; Ericales; Theaceae.